Malania oleifera is the source of this 1058-nucleotide messenger RNA. Its product is annotated as MFP1 attachment factor 1-like. Gene Ontology annotation, biological process: mitotic cell cycle; lateral root development. The coding region runs from base 358 to 771 and encodes 137 amino acids. Lineage: Eukaryota; Viridiplantae; Streptophyta; Magnoliopsida; Santalales; Ximeniaceae. The record is from RefSeq and is a predicted model, not a curated record. The transcript has a single exon.
AAGUCGGACAUCAUGAAUCCAUUGCGUAGCUUCGAAGUCAAAUGAGUAGGAAUCAGCAAGCAAGCAGCAGCAGCAGCAGCAAGCCAGUAUAAUUAUAUUUCAUCAUUGGGCAUGCUCGAAAAAAUGAUCCAAAGAUUCGCAUAAAUUUUACGAGCCGUAAAACCGCAGUAAAAUUUUGCAUUUUUACCAUGGCUGAAAAUGCGUUUUGGGGCGGCAACCAGUAAGCCAGGAGCAACCGCGACACGGAAUAUAUAGGAAUGAUUUACUCGAGUCGACGGCUUACCAUUUUGUCAUUUGGUGCUCGCUCUUUAAUUCUAUCCGAAGUUCAAAACUGAAGAAGAAGCUGUGGGAGCAGCCAUGGCGGAAGCGGAAGAACCCCAACGGCAGCAACAUCGCGACCCAGCCCCGCAGAACGAUUUCUCCUUCAGCAUCUGGCCGCCGUCGGAGCGAGCUCGCAAGGCUAUUAUCGACCACGUCGUCAAAACCCUGUCGGCUCCCUCCGUCCUUUCCAAGCGUUACGGUUCCAUUUCCCCCGACGAGGCCGCCAUCACCGCUCGCCUCAUCGAGGAAGAGGCAUUCUCCUACGCCGCCCAGGGCGUUUCUGCUGGCGGCGAUGGCGGCAUCGAAAUCCUCCAGGCCUACUCCAAGGAGAUCAGCAAGCGGAUGAUCGAAGCCGUAAAGUCCAAAGCAGCCUCCGGUUCCGACGCGCCCUCAUCGGCUGCUCCGGCCGCCAGUGAGGCAUUCUCGUCUGUUGACGCCGAGUCUUCUUAGACAAAUUCAGUUUCUAAAAUGCUCGUGCGGCUUUAUAUGCUUUGAGUGUGUUGGUUGUAUCUUUAGAUCUGAUCACGGUAGAUUUGAAUUUUGAGGUGAGUGCUCCAUAUAUUCGUCAGAUUGAUUAUCGAUGCAUUUUGAUUUGGAUAGUAGACUUCUGGUUUGGCGUGUUACUAUCAUAGUUUUGGGUUGGAUGAAACGAUUGAGAUGGGGUGUUUGGAUUGCUUCACCAUGUACACUGUACUUCUCGCAUGUUUUUUUAUUGUAAGAAUUGGUGGUUCUUGAAA